AUUCAUAAUUGUAAAAACAAAAAAAAAAAAAAAGGCAGAAUUGUGUCUUCCGUUCAAAUGUUUUUCAGUCUAUACAAGUCGUGCUACAUUACUUUGAUAAGAAAAUGACGCCUGGACAAAUUUACUAGAACACGCAAUUACUUUAAAAUUGUGCAGCAAUUGGGUAACAGCUGCAGGCUGUAUGGCUAGCUCUUUCACGCGGAAUUUCAGAAACAUGAAUACAAUUUUUGUAUCUAAUUGCAUAAUAUAGGUGUACUGUAACACCGUAAUCUGUAACGAUAUUUGCGGUAUAUUGCAAUCUUUUGGAAUAAAGUUCUGGUUGUCGGUCUGUAUGCUUAAUUUAGCCACCCGUAAAUUGCAUUUAUAGACUGUGCCCUUAUGCGACAGCCAGGGUUGCAAAUUACUGGGCAUCUUUAACAAAAAUUGGGGGCAGUUUGACUUUUAUGAGAGCACAUACAGUUUCAGGAAAUGCAAAAAUGACCAGUCGCAGGAAGUCUGAAAGGAAUGCUGUAAAACGUUCGAUUCACAAAUGUGAAACUGAGACAUCUGAUAAGAAUCAAAAGCAAACAAGGAAGAAGCAAGUUCCAAAAAGAUUGAAACCGAAUAAUGACCUAAAUCCUGAUGACAUUCUGCAGUCUUCAUAUAAAGGCAUCAGAACACCUGUCUAUGGGCUCGACAGGCUAACAGACAGUUUCUAUGAUGUGCCUUGUGAAGAUCUGGCCAAGGGACUCCUGGGUAAAGUCCUUGUGAGAAGAUUAGAUGAUGGAACACUUAUUAAAGGCCGCAUUGUGGAAACGGAAUGUUACCCUGGAGGUGAAGACAAAGGUUCUUGUUCACACAGUGGAAGGAUCACUGAAACGAUUAAAGCCAUAUAUAUGAAGCCAGGAACAGCUUUUGUGUAUUCCACAUAUGGCAUGUAUUACUGCAUCAACAUUUCUAGUCAAGGUGCAGGGGCAGCUGUUCUGUUGCGGGCACUGGAACCCCUGGAAGGACUGGAAUGCAUGCAGCUGCAGAGACAGAAAGGAAGAAAGUCUCCGUCAUCACAGAAAGAGCUGAGAGCCCAAGACUUGUGUAAUGGUCCAGCGAAACUGUGCACGAGUUUCAGUAUUACUAAAUCAUCUUGUAACGAACAGGACUUGACGACAUGGGAUGGAAUGUGGAUACAGGAAGAUGAGUCAUCUGAUCCAUGUGAUAUUGUGACAUCACACCGAAUCGGGAUUGAUUCAGUUGGUACCAAAUGGGCAUCAAAGCCUUUUCGUUUCUAUCUGCUGGGAAAUGCAUCAGUCAGUCGCAGAGAUAAAGCCAGAGAAGAGACAUUCAAGCAAUGAUGAACUGUUCAUUUUAAUGAAAGACCUGAAGAUUUUCGUUGCAUCCUCAAGAAUCAGUUUGUAGAGAAUUUAGCUAUCUGUAUCUUAUGUGACGUUUUAGAAUAUUUUAUCAAAUUUAUAAUAUAUACAUACUUUUACUAUAUCAGUAAUACUGGCACAGUCAAUAAGUUCGUGGAAUGGCCACGAAGUGUCUUACAGGAAUUUACUGCCAAUAUGUUUCAGCAGUGUUUUUGGCAGCUAUAUCAAUGUUGGCAGACUUGCAUAGCAGCCAACAGCAACUAUUCUGAGGGCCAAUGUGGAUCUGCAUAAGUGUUUGUGAAUACCUUGUAUUGUCUUGUAAACAAUUUAAGAACUAGGUUAUGUCUUGUUACCUAAGUGAUGUUUACUGUUAUGUGUAACUACAGUUACGUGUGUAACAACAGUAUAUUUUUAUUGUUAAGUGUUACUAUGGUUAUAAGCCUGUAUGUAUAUAUAAGGCGUACUUCUGUAUCAAAUA
Cryptotermes secundus is the source of this 1824-nucleotide messenger RNA. RefSeq names its product probable DNA-3-methyladenine glycosylase. The transcript is spliced from 3 exons. NCBI's taxonomy places the organism in Eukaryota, Metazoa, Arthropoda, Insecta, Blattodea, Kalotermitidae. Bases 444 to 1328 code for a protein of 294 amino acids. The record is from RefSeq and is a predicted model, not a curated record. Gene Ontology annotation, biological process: base-excision repair. Gene Ontology annotation, molecular function: DNA binding; alkylbase DNA N-glycosylase activity.